GGACUCUCAAGUUGCUGAAACUUGUAGAUAAAACUGGUUCCUGUAAACACAUCACUAUGGUUUUGAUCAAUAUCCUUUUUCCUGUUUAUUAGCUUGUCUUACAUACAGGAAAUAGAUUUUUUUAAGAGAUGAUAAAAAAGGUGUUGCUGUAGUCGUCAAAGAUUAUGGUGUGUAUAUAGCUUAACAUAUUGAAUGUGAUGCAAAUGUAUCCUGAACAUGAAUUUAAGAACACAUGGAUUGUAAAAUUUGUUUGCUAAAAGCCACAAACAUAGCAUAAGACUAAGCGGAUGAAUGUUUCAGGUAUAGCUCAUUUUAGGUGCUUAUCACCAGAUGUUCUCUUCCCAGACUUAUCACAGUCAUUGAUGUGUGUGGUGCAGCUGUACCUGCAGUAUGGAGUGGUACACAUGGAUCUCAGGGUCAUGUAUGGGUGGUAUACACCUAUAAAAGCCAGUGUGCUACAGAUAUGACACUCAGGAAAGUGAACCCUGUUUGAGACAUGGCCAUGUUCUUGCUCAUUAGUUGUUUCGCUCUUGUGGUCUCUGCACUGGGGUGUGGAGUGCCUUCUAUCAGGCCCCAAGUGAGCGGAUACAGCAAGAUUGUAAAUGGGCAGAACGCUGUGUCUGGAUCCUGGCCUUGGCAGGUUUCACUUCAGGAUAGUAGAGGAUUCCACUUCUGUGGAGGAUCCCUGAUCAACCAGUACUGGGUUGUCACUGCUGCUCACUGCCGUGUGUCUUCUAGAAACCACCGUGUCAUCCUGGGAGAACAUGAUCGUCAGUCCAACAGUGAGCAACUUCAGGUCAAGUCCAUUUCUAAGGCCAUCACUCACCCCUACUACAACGCCCAGAACUUCAACAAUGACGUCACCCUUCUGAAGCUGUCCUCCCCAGCUCAGAUGACAUCCCGUGUGUCACCUGUGUGCCUGGCCACCUCCAGCACCAACAUCCCUUCGGGAAACACAUGUGUCACCACUGGGUGGGGAAAGACCGGCCAAACCUCAAGCCCCCGUUACCUCCAGCAGACUGCCCUGCCUCUGCUCAGCCCGGCUCAGUGCAAGCAAUACUGGGGUUAUAACAGAAUCACUGAUGCCAUGAUCUGUGGUGGUGCUUCUGGAGUGUCCUCCUGUCAGGGUGACUCUGGUGGCCCUCUGGUCUGUGAGAACAGUGGAGUGUGGUCCCUUGUAGGUAUUGUGUCCUGGGGCACCUCUAACUGCAACGUGCGCACCCCUGCCGUGUAUGCCCGUGUGUCCUACCUGCGCAGCUGGAUUGAUCAGAUUGUUGCUUCCAACUAA
This is a messenger RNA of Cottoperca gobio, 1288 nucleotides long. Its product is annotated as chymotrypsin-like protease CTRL-1. The record is from RefSeq and is a predicted model, not a curated record. Bases 497 to 1288 code for a protein of 263 amino acids. The transcript has 7 exons. Lineage: Eukaryota; Metazoa; Chordata; Actinopteri; Perciformes; Bovichtidae. Gene Ontology annotation, biological process: proteolysis. Gene Ontology annotation, molecular function: serine-type endopeptidase activity.